AUGGGCCAGUACCUCGUCAACCUGCACACCGCCAUCCGCCGGCAUGUCGACAGCGGCGCCGACGCUCUAGCCCAUAACGUCUCAACGAAUCCAAAACGAUGCAUCACCAUCGCCUUGCUCUGCAGUUUGGUUCCGUGCCUGGGGCUCUUUCAGGUCCAUUGGGAAAGCGAUCCGGUCAAAUUGCUUUCGGCGGCGGGCAGCGCGGUACAGAUGGAGCAGCAGAAGGUUGAGGCGUCUUUUGGAAAAGGUGGCGGCGUCAGCCUGAUCCUCCGACCAACCGUCCCCGGCACGUCCGUGAUCCAACACAAGUUUCUUCUUGCGCUCUUUGAUUUGCAGGAAACGAUCAUGGGGAUCAAGGUGAACGCGGGUGGGGGGACGGGAAUGAAGGGGUUGGAUGAUAUCUGUGUCAAAGUGUUGACGAGCGGAGGGGAGGUGGGAUGCUUUAUUCAGAGCCCCGUGCAAGACGUCUGGGCCACCCGCCAUGACCUGCUUACCGACCAGCACAUCCACCGCACCCUUUCAUUCCAACACACCUCCUACUGCAAAUCCUCCUCCGCCGCCUCCGGGAGCACCAUCGGCGACCUCGAAUGGACAACCCACAGCCCACGCCUCGUUUCACGCGGCACCUCUCUCAAACUCAGCAUCCCGUUCUUCACCGCCGUCGACGAUGCCAACGCAGACCGCUUGACCCGGGCAUUUGAACGGGAGUUUGUGCGAAUCGUCACAGAGGCGAAUGAGCGUGGCUCCGACGAGACGUACGGUCGGCCUGGUUUUCAGUUGACGUACAUCACGACCAACAGCAUAACCGACGAGCUCUCGCAAACGGUCGCCGAGACCGCCUUCCUCUUCCUCGGCGGGUUCAUCAUCAUGUUCGCCUACACCUCGCUAGCCCUCGGUGAUUUUCACUUUGACCGUGUGCGAUCGCGAGCCGGGCUGGCGUUGUUUGCCUUGGCGAAUUCAUGUGUGGCUAUGGCGGGCGGCGUGGGCAUGGCAUCGGUUUUUGGAGUGCCGGUGCAUCCGUUGACGUUGCAGAUUAUGCCGUUUUUUGUGUUUGGGGUUGGGCUGGAUAACGUGUUUUUGUUGAAAAGGGGGUUUGCGGACAGGAGUCGGGAGCUACCGGCAGCGGAUAGGAUGGCAGCAACAAUGCACAGCGUCGGGUACGCACUCUUCACCGCAACGAUCGAAAUGACACUGGGGCUCUUCCUCUGCUGCAUCCUGCCCAUGCGGCUCAUCACAUCCAUGUGCAUCAUGUGCGCGCUGGCAAUAGCGCUCAACAUGUUCCUCAUGCUCACCUCCGUCAGCUCGGCCCUCGUCCUCGACGAACAGAGGAUACGGGAAGGGCGGAAUGAUUUGUUUUGCUCUUUCUUACCUAACAACACCGCACGACAUGGGCAUGCACAUGCUGGGACAGAGGCCAGUUUGACGUGGCUGGAUCGGAAGUUAGGCAAUUUCUACGAUGCGUUAAUUGGGACGUCGUUGGGGAAGCGGCUUACGAUAGGUACAUUCGCCGCCUUUGCGCUCCUUGCACCUCUCGGUAUGGCGUAUAUCCAGCGAGACAUGUUUGUGCUCGAUUUCGUCAACUCCAAGGGUGCUGUGGCAGGAUAUCUGGCGCAGAACAUGCAGGAAUACCCCUCAUCAGAAACCUUCACAAUAGUCUUCACAACCCCCAACCAACUGUCUGCCCCAACUCAACACUCGCUUCUCUCCCUCCACCAAGCCCUCCAAACCCUCCCUUACGUCGACCCUGGCUCCCACCUCUGGCUCGCAGAUUUCAAACUCUGGCUAACAGCAGCAAGCCCUCACAAAUCGGAAAUACCCCCGGCGGCAGAUAUCAUACCUCCAGAGAAAGCCGGGGAGUGGUUGGCGCUGUUUUUGAAUGAUACGACGUACGGCGGGAUAUGCCACCGCGCGAACAUCAAGGUCGAUGACGAGGGACAGGUGGUCGCAUCGAGGAUGUUUGUGGAUUAUAAAUAUAGGAAAACAGUUUAUGAGUAUACGCCUGCAGUUGUGGGGGUUAGGGGGGUUUUGAAUUCGGCGGGGGUUGAGGCUGCGACGUUUGGAAGGGUGGAUAUCGUUGCGAGGGUGUUUGAGGCACUAACAGCCGAAGCAGCAUCCGGCCUCCUCCUCUUCAUCGGCGGAGCGGUCCUCGUCAACCUGUCCCUCUUCGCCAACGCCCGCAGCACCUUCCUCUCCGUACCCAUCAUGCUCGCGACCGUCAUCACUGUGUUUGCAUCGCUUCCGGUGCUUAAUAUCCAGUUAAACCCGCUGAUUAUAGCAAACGCCCUAAUCUCGAUGUCGAUCGCGAACGAUUUCCUGGGGUAUAUCCAAAAAGCCUACAUCGAGUCCUUAUCGACAUCGGAGGCCUACACCCUCCUCUUCCACGAAACGGUAUCGCACAGCACCAACAAAGUGAAGACAUCCAAAUGGUGUACAGCGACCUUGGUAUCGCUCACCUACGCCCUCGUGGGAGCGCUACUCUCCGUGCUACUGUUGGCCCUCUCGCCGAUGCCGAUGGUCAGCAAAGUGUUUUUCCGGAUGUUUUUGGGGAGUAUUGGCAGUGUUUGGGUGUUUUGCUUGGGGGUUUACCCGAAUCUUUUGGUUUGGUAUGGGCAAGGGAGUGGGAGGAAGGGGUGGGGAGGGAACAGGGAGGGGGCGGGUAUGCAGAGCUUGAGACAGAGUAGUUUAGAGAUGGAAGAAUAG
Molecule: messenger RNA, 2700 nt
Organism: Fimicolochytrium jonesii
Lineage: Eukaryota; Fungi; Chytridiomycota; Chytridiomycetes; Spizellomycetales; Powellomycetaceae
Product: patched family-domain-containing protein
Exons: 11
Coding region: 1-2700 (899 amino acids)
Cellular component (GO): membrane
Source: RefSeq, a predicted model, not a curated record